This is a messenger RNA of Penaeus vannamei (Pacific white shrimp), 2310 nucleotides long. Lineage: Eukaryota; Metazoa; Arthropoda; Malacostraca; Decapoda; Penaeidae. The record is from RefSeq and is a predicted model, not a curated record.
UCAUGGAAGAAGCUGUUAUCAGUUCCGAGGGAGUUGGAGAGGGACAUGUAUCAGCUGUUUUGCUCUCCAAGUGAUUGACGAUUUCAUUUGCUUGCAGACAGACACUCGCAUGGGAAGUACCUUACCCAGCGCCACCAUGCGGAGAUGGCGAAAUGACACUGGGAGUGAAGGAGACCCCGAGGAUCCCAUUCCGAGGCUCCUGUUCAGAGGAUACGUGGAGCUAACGACCGCCCGCUUACACAAAGUCAUGGUCGAUACCGGAAUCCUGGAGGUGGAGAGCGAUCUGAUAGCCGGGGCGAGGGCCAAGGUCUUCUUCCAGAGGCACGCUCUGUACCUAAAUGAGGCCAGAGCGAGAACAGGCCCGCGACUUUGUGAUCUGCUCAGGAACCGUCUGACGGAGCCGUGUUGCUGCGUGGCACGACCGUUCAUAAACAAGAACGGCACCUUCAAGAGGAUUACCGGGGUCGAAGUUCACCUGAUCGCCAAGAGGGUGUGGAUCGGCGGGAGAUGUUUCUCGUCAGCCGUGAAUGGACGCGGUCCUCAAACAGCGCGACUUCGCGUGUCCAGUAACGAUGACCAAGAUCCGCAGUAACGAUGGCCAAUAUCAUGUCCAGUAACGAUGGCAAGAUGUGCGCAGUAACGAUGGCCAAUAUCACGAGUAACGAUGGCCAAGAGGCAGGUCCAGCCGCUGCAGCCGAAACAUCUGGCGUGCUUCGAGGCGAAAUCUCUUGCGUCGUAGAUUCCGUAGGUAUCCUGAAGAAGGUCGACGGCUACUGCAGAGUAUUCUUCGCCCACCAGUGCUUCCUGUAUGGCGUGUGUCUGCGGGACGUGCGCCUAGAAGACGUCCUGCACGAAGGAAAAAUGGUAUCCUACAAGCUGUCUGAUGAUGGCUGGAAGGUAAAGAGUGUGCUGAUUGGUAGCAACCACUGCACGAAGACCCUAGACCCUAAGGACCUUUUCUAUGUGCUGAAAGCUUGGUGUCACUCAAACUGCAUUCCCCAGGACACAACAGAUAUACUAUUAAACUUAGCAGGAUGGAUUCCUGAUGAUUUGAACCCAACCAUUGACCAGAAGGAUUACAAAGAAGUCGUGGAUGCUGACAGUUUGCCAGGACCAUAGACAAGAUGGGAGAAAAUGUUAAGAGAAAAGGUUUAGUCCUUUGGAUUAUGGCUUUGAAUAAUGGCACUGGACCUUAUAAUGAUAUUAAUAAGAUAAUAUCUUUAUGACUGGGAGUUGCUACUGAAUGUAAAUCUUCCAAUUAUUGAUGGUGAGUGACAACUACAUACAUGAGUACCUGUAAUGUUUGAAAAUUUAACUUUGAUAUGUCUGUAGUUGAUUCUCUGGUUCCUGGUUAACUAUAAUAUUCAUGGAUUGUACUUUUACUUUUCAUGGUGAAGAGAUUAACCAUUUUCUGAACAUUUUCAAUUAUCUCGUUAUAUACCUAAAACUGUUUAAUACGAAAUGUGAUUGACCUCUGGCUAUAAAAAGAAAAUGCUAGCUAAAAUAGACCCACUUCAGUGAGAUUUGUGAUGGCUGGCUUUGUCUGAACCUUUUGCAAUAUGGUGGAGCCAUUGAGUGUGUUUUUGUAUAGCAGAGACCAAUUCACUAAUGAUCCUAGAGUAAUAAUUAGUGUACACUGGUCUUAGACACCCAUAUCUGACCACAGCACAGAUCUAUGAUAACACAAAGUGCAUAUUUCUCGUACAUGACUCUUUGGAUAAUAUUUCUGGCCUAUUUCUCAUUUAGGUUUCAUUUAAUAGCACUAUAACAACCCACUAUAAAAGUAAUAUGGCAUAUUACUUUUAUAGUGGGUUGCUAUAAAAAAAUACUGUUAAUAUAAACAUGCAUUAAAUUUAGACUUUCAUUUCCCAUAGUGAUUAAACAGGAGGUUGUCGGUUAUUUGGAUGACUGGCAACUUCCUUAAAUGGGAGGCAACAAAAAGGAUACCUAUGGUUGAAAGCUGAAGUACAAAUGCAGAAUUUUUUUGAGUAAAGGAACACACACACAUACAAAUUGGUUGUGAAGUAAAAGAGCAAUAUUAGUUAGUAUGGAGCCUUGUAGGAAUGAUGAACUUUGUUGUUUAUUUCUCUUCAAGAGGUACCUUCACUGUGUUUGAUGUCAAAAUACAUUUAGAACCUUUUAGUGAGUCACAGUCCAUUAAAAUAAAAUUAAUUGUAUAAAGAAACUCAAAAUAUGGCAUUUCAUUUUAUUUAAAAAUCAAUUAUAUACAUUUGCAUAACUUGUCUGUUAUUAUAUAAUUACUAUUUAAAAGUUUUAUAAAACUGUACAUAAAAAUACUUGUGACAGUAG